AUGAGUCCCGAGACUAUCCGUCUACUUCUAAGCGUCGCAAUCGCCAAUCACCACGAGAAUAUGAAACGCAGCGACAACAGGCUGCAGAGGCUAGAGAUUGUCCGAGUCGACCGCUCGACGAGGACAAGCACAAUCAAGCAACAGGGCACCUACGUAGCGACCUCAAUAGCUGGCUGGGUGAUCCUCAUCUCCCUCCUUGCCCUUUGCAUCGCCACGGGCCUCUAUCUUUCUUCAUCAUUCCUCAUCGUGGUCACCCUGACUGGUAUUGCAAUCCACAUAGCCCACAGCUGCGAACCGCGAAAGCUCGGGAAGCCAGUUGGUAGUAAUUUCAAGCGGCUCGUCAUAGCCGCUCGGCACAUGAACGAAACAGAGUGGCAGGUCUUCUUCGGAGAGAGCACCGUCAUCAACUCACUCCUGAACUGGCCUCUGCGCGCGAAGCGAAGAUACAAUUUCGCCCCCGAGGCCAUCACCAAGAACCUUCUACGGCUUCUCUUUCUUUCGCAGUGGGGCUUGGCGGUGGGCGCGGCUACUCUCCAAGGUUGGGACGCUUUUGUCAUUACCUUCUGGAUCAUGGUGUGUAUUGUGGUCAACUCCUUUGUCUUUGCUUCAGAUGCUAGAGUGGGUCACUGGGCCGAGAUGCACGCUUUAAGCGACGGCUCAGCCAAUGCCGCCGGGAUCAGGAUGGAGCGAUUCGUCGCAGAACUGAGCUCUAGAAGGGCUUUGCUAAACACUAUUAUGGCGCUGAACCCGGACACUAUCAUAGAAGGUAGCGCCCCGACGGAAGGAGGGCAGAACCCACUUGUACUCAAUGAAGAGGCGUUGAGGUGGAUGGAUCAAAUCCUAAAGGUGUCUGCAGACCGGGCCAGAUGGCAAGAAGCGUCACUUUCUGCGAUGCUGGAAGAGUCCUCAGCUAUCAACAGGACUUCAAGAUCUGUUGAUGGUCCGAAACCUGGUGAGGGCUGGCAAACAGGAUACGAAGCCGAAUAUUGGGCGCGGUUCAUACCAGAAGGCAUCCAGAUGGCAAAGAAGAUACGCAAAGAAGCGCAGCUCUAG
This is a messenger RNA of Diaporthe batatas, 1053 nucleotides long. RefSeq lists its product as uncharacterized. The record is from RefSeq and is a predicted model, not a curated record. The coding region runs from base 1 to 1053 and encodes 350 amino acids. The transcript has 2 exons. NCBI's taxonomy places the organism in Eukaryota, Fungi, Ascomycota, Sordariomycetes, Diaporthales, Diaporthaceae.